Messenger RNA from Styela clava, 546 nucleotides. Lineage: Eukaryota; Metazoa; Chordata; Ascidiacea; Stolidobranchia; Styelidae. The record is from RefSeq and is a predicted model, not a curated record.
AUGUAUAAUGAAUCCUACAUUCAGUAUGGAUUCACUGCUAUUAACAAGAAUGGGCAUGAUUUUCCACAGUGUGUCAUAUGCUGCAAGGUUUUAUCCGCGGAGUGCAUGAAGCCUAAAUUUCUCAAACGCCACCGAGACAGUUGUCACCCAAAUCUUAAAAGUAAGAGCACUGCUUUCUUCAAGCAGAGAGAAGUUGGAUUGAAACUAUCUCGCCUUGACCAUUCGGGUUUUUUCAAUCAACAAAAUGAAGCCGGGCUUUGUGCAUCCUACAUAGUAACGCUGAGAAUUGCAAAAAAAAAAAAAACUCACAAUAUUGCAGAGAAAUUGAUUGUCCCUUGCUGUAAAGAUAUAAUUCGCUGUGUUGUUGGUUGUGAUGCUGAGAAGAAGGUUGCAUCAAUACCCUUCUCAAACGAUACAGCUCGUCGACGAAUAUUAGAUAUGUCCGAUGAUGUCAAACAACAAAUGAUUGCUGAAUUAAUCAAGGCACCGUCUGGAAAAUUUGCAAUCCAACUAGAUGAGUCAACUGACGUGGCUGCUUGUGCCUAA